Messenger RNA from Cladophialophora immunda, 2043 nucleotides. RefSeq lists its product as uncharacterized. Gene Ontology annotation, molecular function: iron ion binding; oxidoreductase activity, acting on paired donors, with incorporation or reduction of molecular oxygen, reduced flavin or flavoprotein as one donor, and incorporation of one atom of oxygen; heme binding. Bases 73 to 1722 code for a protein of 549 amino acids. NCBI's taxonomy places the organism in Eukaryota, Fungi, Ascomycota, Eurotiomycetes, Chaetothyriales, Herpotrichiellaceae. The transcript has 3 exons. The record is from RefSeq and is a predicted model, not a curated record.
AGAGCACGGCGACGAGAAAUUCGAUCGCCAAUGUGUUCCCUCGCUCGAGUCCAUUGACUGAGUGAUACAUCCAUGCUUAGUCCCCGAUUCGAACGGCUCAUACAUCAUCCAUCAGACCAACCCUCAUCACGGGACAUCAUGUUGAAGAUUGCUCUGCUAUGUGCCGUUGCCACUGCUUUCGUGCUAUAUCUGCUCAUAUCCUCGAUUGCCACAAGGCGUCGCCAUGCUGCAGCGGCAAAGCAGCUCGGCUGUAGGCCAGCGCCCACAGAAUACCACCCGGAUGUAGUGGGACUGGUGAACUUGAUCAAGAUGCUACGGGCAAACAGCAAGAAUCAAGUCCUCGAGUACCUCCAAGGCGUGUUCGACGAUGUGUCGCGACGCACGAACAAGACAGUCUAUUCUUAUGACACGUGCAUCCUCGGCGACAGGGUUUUUAUUACGUGCGACCCAAGGAAUAUCCAGGCUAUUCUAGCUACUCAAUUCAAGGAUUUCGAGCUGGGGAAAAUCCGCACAGGCGCCUUUGCUCCAUUACUUGGUCAUGGAAUCUUUUCCGCGGAUGGGAAGCAAUGGGAGCACUCUCGUGCUCUUCUACGGCCCCAGUUCUCUCGUGAUCAGGUCAAGGACUUGGAUCUAGAAGAGAAGCAUGUACAAAACCUGCUCAGAGCACUUCCUGUGGAGGCAGACCGUUGGACGAGCACCAUCGAUAUUCAACCUCUGAUAUCCCGGUUCACCAUGGACUCGGCUAGCGAAUUCCUCUUUGGAGAGAGUACAAACAUUCAACUCUCUGCGCUCUCCGAGGUGGCCGCCGCGAAAAACGCUGAAGACCGCGCCUUCGUGGAAGCUUUCGAGGCCUGCCAAGACCGCAUGGCCAAGGCGCUGCUGGUGAAUGAAUUCUACUCCGUGAUGCUGACGAAGAAGCAUAGGGACGAUUGUCGACUGUGCCAUGAAUACAUCGACCGGUUUGUGCACAAAGCCCUGGGCCGCGACAGAAAGCAAGAUCCCGUCGAGAGCGGCAAAAAGGAAAAGUACGUCUUCCUUGAGAGCCUUGUCCACGAGACUCGAGAUCCUAUCGAGAUUCGGAAUCAACUUUUGUCGAUUCUCCUGGCAGGUCGGGAUACCACCGCUUCGUUGCUGAGCUUCUUGUUCCUCAUGCUGGUCCAAAAUCCCGAAAUAUUCGACAAGCUGCGGUCAGCCAUUCUGGACGACUUUGGAACUUUCAAAUCGCCUAAAAACCUCACAUUUACGGACUUGAAGGCUUGUUCAUAUCUGCAAUGGUGUAUCAAUGAGACCUUGAGGCUUUACCCUAGUGUGCCUCUCAAUGGACGGCGGUGCACAAGGGACACCAGCCUGCCCUUCGGGGGUGGCGAGGAUGGCCUGUCGCCUGUUUUUGUACCGGCUGGCACCGAGAUCGCCUAUUUGGUGUAUGUCAUGCAACGGCAUCCCGACUUCUGGGGGUCAGACGCGGAUACCUUCAGACCGGAGCGGUGGCAAAAUCACAAGUAUGGCUUCGAGUAUUUGCCGUUUAACGGUGGGCCAAGGAUUUGUCUCGGACAACAGUUUGCUUUGACCAAGGCCGCAUACGUGACUGUUCGCCUUCUACAGCGCUUCGACAAGCUCGAUGGAUCAAGCGUUCCUCCAGGGCCGAUCAAAUGGGCCGUGACCUUGACCGGCAAGCCCAAAGACGGUGUCAAGUUGCGGCUGCAUGCUGCAGCUGAAGACUAGCACGUCUUCGUUGGUGUCGGUUGGGUGGUAAAGCGUUGCAUCAAAAGCGGAAGUGGACAAGUGAGAGUGGCCUCUUCAAGACGGCUUCAAGAGAACAAUUCCAACCGAGGUGCUAUAUCGAAGCUGUCGACCGUCAUAGCAUUGGAUACUGAAGCCCAAGAUCUCUUCUCCCAGCUUAGAGCUCGAAAAAUGUGAAGCUGGGAAAUGCCAGAACCUGUUGGAGAGCUGAUCGAUAUCUGGGCAUUGAGGUUAGAGUGUUUCGAGGCAUGUCAGAUGUCCAUGUGCAGGUAUCGCCUGGACCACUAUUUUGCUUAAUCAGAU